CCAUCUUUUUCCUUACCUACUUUCCAAUUUAGUAAUAUACAGACAACAGAGUUCACGCAUUUUCCUUCUGACUCAGUGGGUGUAUUGUUCUGCUGUCUGAGAAUUCAGGUGUUUUUGUGUUCUGGGACAAUGGAUUUCUUGGCAACAUCUGAAGGCCAAUUGGUUGUUGGUGUUGCCGUUGGUCUAGCUGCUGUAGGUGCUGCAUACGUCUUGUUGACAUCCAAGAAGCCCAAAGUGUGCUUGGAUCCUGAGAAUUUCAAGGAGUUCAAGCUUGUCAAAAAAACACAACUCAGUCAUAAUGUGGCUAAGUUCAAAUUUGCUCUUCCUACACCCACUUCUGUGUUGGGCCUUCCUAUAGGACAACAUAUAAGCUGCAAGGGUAAGGAUAGUCAAGGUGAAGAUGUCAUCAAACCAUAUACUCCAACUACUUUAGAUUCAGAUGUUGGAUAUUUUGAGUUAGUUAUAAAGAUGUAUCCUCAAGGAAGAAUGUCCCAUCAUUUUAGAGAAAUGCGUGAAGGUGAUUAUCUGGCUGUGAAAGGACCAAAGGGACGCUUCAAGUAUCAGCCAGGCCAAGUAAGAGCAUUUGGGAUGAUUGCUGGAGGUUCUGGAAUUACGCCAAUGUUCCAGGUUGCUAGAGCAAUUCUUGAGAACCCCAAUGACAAAACAAAGGUGCAUCUGAUUUAUGCUAAUGUUACGUUCGAUGACAUUCUGCUAAAGGAUGAAUUGGACAGUCUUGCUAAAAACUAUCCUGACAGAUUCAAAGUUUACUAUGUACUCAAUCAACCUCCUGAAAUAUGGGAUGGUGGCGUUGGAUUCAUCUCAAAAGAAAUGAUUCAAGCUCACUGCCCAGCACCAGCCUCCGAUAUCCAGAUCCUGAGAUGUGGUCCGCCUCCGAUGAACAAGGCGAUGGCCGGUCAUCUGGACGCACUUGGAUACUCGUCGGAGAUGCAAUUCCAAUUCUAGUUCUGCCCCAAGACAUAAUUUUAUUCUACAUUUCUGGAGAAAACUGUUCUUGAUUUGCACAUUGUAACAUUGGGAAUUUUUUCUUAGUUUCAAUGGAAAUACUGUGAAGAGAAAUUUGUACUGUCAUCAAUCAUAAUAACCCCAUUUCCCCUUAAAUUUGUACUAUGAGAUUGAUGAGGUGUUUACAAGGGCAUAACAUAAAUGCUGUCAGCAUAUUGUUGAUUUAAGUUAAAAGUUAAGAGUAAUAUUU
This is a messenger RNA of Sesamum indicum (sesame), 1213 nucleotides long. Lineage: Eukaryota; Viridiplantae; Streptophyta; Magnoliopsida; Lamiales; Pedaliaceae. The record is from RefSeq and is a predicted model, not a curated record.